AUGAACAAGAAGGCGGCGGCAGCGCGCGGCGCGGACCGCAUCAGCGAUCUCCCCGACGCGCUGCUCCAGCACGUGCUCUCCCUGCUGCCGGCGGACCAGGCCGUGCAGACGUCCGUGCUCGCGCGCCGGUGGCGGCACCUCUGGAAGGUCAUGCCCGCCCUGCGCCUCGUCGGCCCCAAGACGCGGUUCGCGACCGCCCAGGACUUCGACAGGUUCGUGAACCGUCUCAUCGCCGUCCGCGGCCAUUUGCCCCUCGUCAGCUGCGAGGUCGAGGCGUACCUGACCUGGGAUGAUUACGCUGGUGAGCCUGAGGAGCCGGAGCCGAACCUGUACUUCGACUCGUGGAUCCAGUACACGCUGGCGUGCAAGGUUCAGGUUCUCAAAGUCGUCGGCGACGCUGUUGGCUGCGAAUCAGAGCUCAUCGUGCCUCUUAUCUCUCAGCACCUGGUGAACCUGGAUGUCCACCAUGUUUGUAUGGAAAAAGAUUCUGUGGAUUUCUCAAGCUGUCCAGUGUUAGAGGAGUUAAAGAUGAAGGAGUGCGGCCUUUGGGUGCGCAGCAUGUCGUUUCCAUCUCUGAAGCGUCUGUUCCUUACUGAAUGCAACUUCCCUGUGGAUCGCCGCGUCAGUAUUUUGGCACCUGGUAUUGUUUCACUGCGCCUUCUUCAGUGUGGAGGCAAGACUCCUUUGCUUGAGAGCAUGCCGUUGCUAGAAACCGCUUCCAUUGAUCUUUCCCGCUAUGAGUGCAAGGAUAAGUGUGGGGGUUGUACUGAUGAAAGCUGUGAAGGUUGUCAUGGUUAUCCUGUUGGGAGUUAUCGGAGCGUACUUCUGAAUGUUCUCUCCAAUGCUAUAAAUUUGGAGUUAAAGGAUCAACCUGAAGUGUAUAUGUACAAAAGGGAUUUGGAAUGUUGCCCCAUAUUUGGAAGAUUGAAGACUCUUUUACUCGACAUGUGGUGCAGGCAUGUUGACAUGCAUGCACUGGUUCGCUUUCUCCAGCACACACCAAUUCUUGAAAAGCUUACACUUCAGCUUCGUAGUGACAAGAAUCUCUUAUGUGCAGGCCGAGGCGAAAGAAAACAUGUUCGAAUAGGGCAAUCAUUUUCAUGUGCACAUCUUAAGGAAGUCAGCAUAGAAUGUGAAGAGAAACUAAGGGUCCAGGAUAAGGUCAGGCAAAUUGUGAAGAUCUUAAAUAGAAGUGGCAUACUUAAAGAGCAAAUCACUUUUAAGAAGCUCCCAAGGCCAGAAGUCUAUCGUCUCGUGGCUGUGUCACCUAGGGCCUUUGAUGACAACUGGUCAGGUGGCGAAUAA
This is a messenger RNA of Miscanthus lutarioriparius, 1305 nucleotides long. Lineage: Eukaryota; Viridiplantae; Streptophyta; Magnoliopsida; Poales; Poaceae. The record is from the annotation of a GenBank genome assembly.